Messenger RNA from Lactuca sativa (garden lettuce), 1609 nucleotides. The record is from RefSeq and is a predicted model, not a curated record. Lineage: Eukaryota; Viridiplantae; Streptophyta; Magnoliopsida; Asterales; Asteraceae.
CCUCUGAUACCAGAUGCUAUACGAUCUAUUCUAAUAUAAUAAAUGCUAUACGAUCUAUUCUAAUAUAAUAAGAAAAACAUUCAUUGUUCAACGUUGUCAAAAAUACAAAGAUCAAAUCCAGUGAAUGCCUACAAUUUUGUCGUAAACAUUGUUGGAUUAAUUGCUCAUUUUGGAGGAUUUCCAUCGUCCAUUUCUGAUUUCAAUCAAUUCAAGGAUCGAUUUUGUUCAAAUCUGAGGACUAAUCGCGGCAAAGAUGACGGGGAAAAUAGGCGAGAGAAAGAAAUCUCGAGGUUUUCUAUUAUUUCUUUUGAUGAUAAUAUUGGGGGUGGUAGCGUUCGUUGUAGUGCUUACUUACACCAAGAAAUUUGUGUAUGGAACCGGUAUCGUCUCUAAGAAAUAUGGCGAUGCUCUAAAGAUCGCUAUGCAGUUCUUCGAUGUCCAAAAAUCUGGAAAGUUGGUGAACAAUAAGGUAAUAUGGAGGGGGGAUUCGGCUUUAAAUGAUGGGAAUGAAGAAGGUAUUGACCUUUCCAAAGGAAUGUAUGAUGCCGGAGACCAUAUGAAGUUUGGAUUCCCAAUGGCAUUUACUGCUACUGUCCUUUCGUGGGCCAUACUCGAAUAUGGUGAUCAGAUGGAAGUAGUGGAUCAGUUGCAACCUGCUAAAGAAUCACUUAAAUGGAUCACUGAUUACCUUGUUAAUUCUCAUCCUACACCUAAUCAGCUUUAUGUUCAGGUAGGCGAUCCGGUGAAGGACCAUAAAUGUUGGGAUAGACCUGAAGACAUGACUGAAAAAAGACCUCUAAAAAAGGUCAACCCUUCAGCCCCAGGGUCAGAUGUGGCUGCUGAAACAGCAGCAGCCAUGGCUUCCGCAUCACUUGUGUUCAAGUCUAGUAAUUUGAAAUAUUCAAGUUUGUUGUUGAGUCAUGCUAAGGAAUUGUUCCAUUUUGCUAAUGAGAAUAGAGGGAGUUAUAGCGAAAGCAUCCCUGAAGUUGAAGAUUAUUACAAUUCGACCGGUUAUGGUGAUGAGCUUUUGUGGGCAGCUAGUUGGCUUUAUUUUGCAAGUAAAGAUAGAAAGUAUCUUGAUUUUGUAACCGGAGAAGAUGGAGAAAAGUUUGCUAAUUGGGAAACUCCGACUUGGUUUAGUUGGGAUGACAAGCUUCCUGGAACUCAUGUUUUGUUGUCGAGGUUAAGCUUCUUUGGUCCUAAAGCUGCAGCAGAAACAGAAAACAUGGAUAUGUAUAGAAAGUCAGCCGAAGCAGUCAUGUGCAGCCUUUUGCCAGAUUCUUCAUCCGCAACAUCAAGCAGAACAAAAGGGGGUCUAAUAUGGGUGAGCAAGUGGCAUUCUUUGCAACAGCCUGUAGCUUCAGCAUUUUUAGCUGUUUUAUUUAGCGAUUACAUGAUUUCAUCGGAUACUUCAAAACUCGAAUGCAAUUCAGAGUCCUUCUUACCAUCUGAUCUUCGCAUGUUUGCCAUGUCACAGGAAACCAGUGAGUCAAGGGAAAUCAUGCUCAGUGACGGUUGCAGUUUAUUUUUGAAUGAACCAAACAAUAUAAAUUUUUGGAAAUGUAAUAUCUCAAACAAUGUAUGACAUGUAAACACUACUGGUUGUAUU